GGACGUUGAGGGGUUGCGGCUAGCGGACCCGACGCGCGCCGCGGCACCAUGAGCCAGCGGCAGGUGCUGCAAGUGUUCGAGCUGUACCAGAAUGCCCGGACCCGGUUUGUGCAGAUGGUGGCGGAGCAGGCGACCAGACCCCAGAACAUCGAGACACUGCAGAAUGCAGGUAUAAUGUCUUUGCUGCGGCCUCUUCUUCUGGACGUGGUUCCAAGCAUUCAGCAGACCGCUGCCUUGGCUCUGGGGAGGCUGGCCAACUACAAUGAUGACUUAGCAGAAGCAGUCGUGAAGGGUGACAUUCUUCCACAGCUUGUGUAUUCCUUGGCAGAGCAGAAUUGCGUCUACAAGAAGGCGGCUGCGUUUGUGCUGCGAGCAGUUGGUAAACACUCUCCUCAGCUGGCGCAGGCCACAGUUGACUGUGGUGCCCUGGACUCACUGGUGACCUGCUUGGAAGAUUUUGACCCUGGAGUCAAGGAGGCUGCAGCCUGGGCACUUGCAUAUAUUGCAAGGCACAAUGCAGAACUGUCACAAGCUGUGGUGGAUGCGGGAGCUGUUCCUCUUUUAGUACUCUGUAUCCAGGAGCCAGAGAUUGCUUUGAAAAGGAUCGCUGCCUCGGCCCUCAGUGAUAUCUCGAAGCAUUCACCACAGUUAGCACAGACGGUGGUGGACGUAGGAGCGAUUGCUCACUUAGCCCAGAUGAUCCUCAACCCUGAUGAGAAACUGAAGCAACAGGUCCUCUCAGCUCUGAGUCACAUCGCAAAGCACUCUGUGGACCUGGCAGAGAUGGUCGUAGAGGCAGAGAUUUUCCCAGUUGUUCUCACCUGUCUGAAGGACAAAGACGACUUCGUGAAGAAGAAUGCCUGUACUCUGAUUAGAGAGAUUGCAAAGCAUACGCCAGAGCUCUCGCAGCUGAUUGUUAAUGCCGGAGGUGUGGCUGCCGUGAUCGACUGCAUUGGGUCCUGCAAAGGGAACAUCCGGCUGCCUGGCAUCAUGAUGCUGGGUUACUUGGCUGCUCACUCUGAGAACCUGGCCAUGGCGGUGAUCAUCUCCAAGGGUGUACCCCAGUUGUCAGAUUGCCUGUCAGAAGAACCGGAAGAUCAUAUUAAGGCUGCGACUGCCUGGGCUCUAGGGCAGGUUGGGAGGCACACUCCAGAACAUGCUCGGGCUGUGGCCAUCACAAACACGCUGCCAGUGCUGCUGGCUUUGUACAUGUCCCCAGAGAGCUCUGAGGACCUGCAGGUGAAAAGUAAAAAGGCCAUAAAGAAUAUCAUUCAAAAAUGCACCUAUCUUCCAGCGCUUGAGCCGUUUCUCUAUGAUGCGCCUCCCAAUAUCCUGAAGUAUGUGGCUGGACAGUUCAGUAAGGUGCUGCCACAUGAUAGCAAAGCUCGUAGACUUUUUGUAACAAGUGGUGGACUUAAAAAGAUCCAAGAGAUAAAAGCAGAACCUGGUUCCAUCCUCCAAGAGUACAUCAACAACAUCAACAGCUGCUACCCAGAGGAAAUAGUAAGGUACUAUUCUCCUGGGUACUCAGACAUACUUCUGCAGAGGGUCGACAGUUAUCAGCCACCUUCGAACUGAACGAAGCAAUUACAAUACUCAGAUUCACAGGAGAGUAAGGAUAACAAUUGUUAAAGAUCUUUCUAAAGUGUCUGAAACAAGUACAUCCUAGUUUUCUUCGAUGUGGAAUAUUUUAAUAUUUUCUAUAUUUAUGCAAUCCUUUAGAAAUUAUUAGCUGAAAUAUAUGAAAAGACUAGUUAUAAUCAUUUACACAAAUAAAGAGGAGCUUAAAAGGCAA
This is a messenger RNA of Mus pahari (shrew mouse), 1795 nucleotides long. It is a transcript of the gene Spag6, whose product is annotated as sperm associated antigen 6. Gene Ontology annotation, molecular function: microtubule binding. Lineage: Eukaryota; Metazoa; Chordata; Mammalia; Rodentia; Muridae. The record is from RefSeq and is a predicted model, not a curated record. Gene Ontology annotation, biological process: filopodium assembly; neuron projection extension; sperm axoneme assembly. The coding region runs from base 49 to 1578 and encodes 509 amino acids. Gene Ontology annotation, cellular component: sperm principal piece; acrosomal vesicle; microtubule cytoskeleton. The transcript is spliced from 11 exons.